AUGACAACAUUACAAGAACAAUUUGAAAAAGAUUUUCCGGAUAAGGAGGUGGUGGUGAUUGAUGCUGAUGUUAAAUAUGGAGACGAUGCAAAGCAUGGAAGCAGAAACUUCACCAAUUAUGAUUUGGAUUUGAGGGAAUAUAAAAAUGUGAAAGACUUAAAUUUAAGUGGUAAUGAUCUAACUUCAAUAAACUUAUCAGAAUGUAAAAAGUUAAAACAUUUACGUUUGGCUAGUAAUAAACUAACCUCGGCAGAGUUCUUAAACCAAUUACCUAAUCCUGAAAAGUUAGAAGAUUUAUUUUUGCUUGCCAACAAAAUCCAACCUACUAACAUUUCCAUUUUUAUCCAAGAUUUAAAAACCAAAAUCCAAGAAACUAAAACUGAACUAGAAAGAGUUAAAACCCAAGAAAGCGAAAAAGCUGCUAAAAUAGAACGCUUAAAAACUAGUCUCCAACGAUUAGAACAAAUCAAAACUCGCUUAGAAACAGAAUUAGCCCAAGAACAGCAACAACAUAAUCAGACUAAAACUAACUUUCGGUCCCAAUUAAGGGACUUAGCCACCAUACUGUUUCCCAGUAAUAGCGAUAUUAGGAAUAUUAGUUUUAGUGAUUUGAAAGAGCAGGCAGAGAAAGCAUGCGGUAAUAGGGAGUUUAAUUAUCCUAGGAGGGCAAAAAACUUAUCACUAUUACCAAGGAGAAAUGAAACUGAACAUAAGAAAUUAACUAAUUUACUUAAACUUCCCCAAGUAGAGAAAGAAAAAAAUAAGUUUGAGAAAAAAAAAGAAGAAUUAAACCAAUUAAUUACUAGAACUAAAAGUAAACUUAAUAGAGCUGAAAGUUAUUUAUUAGAACAAAUCCUUGCUGAAAACCUUAACUUAGAAAAGUUAACUGAACUACAAAUCGCCUUAUCGGACCAUUUAGAAAUAGAACUUAUUCUAACUAAAAAGCAAGAGAUAAAUGGGAAAAUUUUUGCCGAAGGACCCUUGGGAAAGAAAGAAUUAACCAUUCCUCACCAGUUAGAGAUUACCAAUAAAGAAGGUAAUUUGUUUACUAAAUCAGAAAAUACUGCUUUAGCCGGAACUUAUAAUUCCUUAAUAUCUAAUCUUAUAGAAGGGGUAGUGAAGGGAUAUGAAGAUAUCGCGGAAGUAAAAGGAGUAGGUUUUAAGGUAACUUUAAAAGAAAAAAAAAUAGAGUUUUCUUUGGGUAAAUCCCAUUUGAUUUAUGUGGACAUUCCCGAAGACCUAGAAGUAAAAGUUGAGAGAAAUAAAAUAACAGUCAAAGGUUUGGAUAAGCAAAAAGUUAGAAACUUUAUCGCCAAUAAAAUUAGGCCUUUGCAUGUGCCAAGUGUUUAUAGGACCUCCAAAGGUUCCAAAGGAAUUUAUUAUCCUGACGAGGAAAAGACUAUCAAAUUGAAAGAGGGGAAUUUAAGCAAAUUGGGAAUAGAAAACUGCUUAUCUCUAUUAGGGACUAAUUUAUCUGAGGAGCAAGUUAAACUUAUUGCUGAAUUAAAAAAGACAAUUGUUCUCUUUUUGGACAAUGAUAAAGCUGGGCAAGAAGCUACCAUUAACAUCGCAGUUAAAUUAUUAUUAAAGGAGAUUGAUUGCGAGAUAGUAAGAAAUAAUUACAAAGGUGAUCCCGACGAAAUUUGCCGACAGCAAGAUAAAAAGGUAGUAGAAAAUAUUCUCUGCCAGAGAGAAAAUCCUUAUUUAUUCAUCCUUAAUUAUUGCUUUGAUAAGUGGGAAGUUCAAGAUAACCCUCAAAGGGUUAGCCGUUUUAUUGUCGAGAUUGCUAGAAUUUUCCAAAAUUUCAAAGUAAACGUUCGAAGUUUUCUUGUUGAAAAAAUAAGUCAUUUAAUAAAAUGA
Messenger RNA from Entrophospora candida, 1860 nucleotides. Lineage: Eukaryota; Fungi; Glomeromycota; Glomeromycetes; Entrophosporales; Entrophosporaceae. The record is from the annotation of a GenBank genome assembly.